ACGAUUAUACCCCACUUCUGCCAUUUUAGUACUCAACAUUUCUCUUCUUUUUUGACUUCGCACUCUCAAACACACAGAGUCUCUCUAUCUCAAACAUGGAGGAAGACAAGCGAGGCAAGUCUGAUGAGUCGGAGCUCCUGAUUCUAAGUUCCGAUGCCGAGUCCGGCUCGGGAGAUCCUACACCGCUACCGGAGAAUUCAGAGUCUUGCGGCGCAGGAGGUGGAAGUGGAUAUGGCGGGGCUAGGUACAAACUGAUGUCGCCGGCGAAGCUCCCGAUCUCUCGUUCGCAGUGUGUCACGAUCCCUCCGGGUCUUAGUCCGACCUCAUUUCUUGAGUCUCCGGUUCUGCUAUCUAAUGUCAAGGCAGAGCCAUCCCCUACAACAGGUUCAUUUAAUAAGCCCCAAUUGGUGCAUGGCUCUGUUGGCUUGACUUCAUAUUCAGUGAGUACAGUUGGCUCCAAUACCUUUGCAGAAAGAAAAUCAAGCUUUGAGUUUUGGCGGCCCCAUGCUAGAUCAAAUAUGGUGCAUGCAGGUUUGAACCACCAGAAAAGUGAACUAUCUGUCCCAGUCCAAGGUCAUUGCUCAUCUCCACUUGCAUCAUCACCCUCAAUGAAAAGUGAGCUCGCAGUGUCCUCAAAUGAGUUGAGUCUAUCAUCACCUGUUCAUAUUGUUACAUCUGCGGUGAGCCCAGCUGCUGAAGUUGAUUCAGAUGAACCAAACCAGAUAGGAAAUGUGAACAGUGAGCUCCAGGCGUCACAAACUGAUCAUAAAGGUGGAAGUGGGGCUUUUGCACCGUCUGAUGAUGGAUUUAACUGGCGUAAAUAUGGACAGAAGCAUGUCAAAGGAAGUGAAUUUCCUCGCAGCUAUUACAAAUGUACACAUCCUAACUGUGAAGUGAAGAAGUUAUUUGAACGAUCUCAUGAUGGACAGAUAACGGAUAUUAUUUACAAGGGAACACAUGAUCAUCCUAAACCUCUACCUGGAUGCAGAUAUACUGCUGGUUCUGCCAUGUCCAUGCAGGAUGAAAGGGCUGACAAGGUUUCAUCUGUAAUUGACCAAGAUGGUCAGGAAGACAAGUCCCUCGGCAUAUAUGGCCAGAUAUCUCAAACUGUCGAGCAUAAUGCUACCCCUGAACUUUCUCCUGGUACUGCAAAUGAUGAUAGUCCUGAAGGUGCAGAGGUUGAUGAUGAUGAUCCCUUCUCAAAACGGAGGAAGAUGGAUAUUGGAGGAAUUGAUGUCACUCAAGUGGUUAAGCCCAUCCGGGAGCCACGUGUUGUUGUUCAAACUCUGAGUGAGGUUGAUAUUCUAGAUGAUGGGUACCGUUGGCGGAAAUAUGGACAGAAAGUGGUGAGAGGAAAUCCUAAUCCGAGGAGUUAUUACAAGUGCACAAAUGCUGGAUGCCCUGUCAGAAAACAUGUGGAGAGAGCAUCACAUGAUCCAAAAGCAGUUAUAACCACGUACGAAGGAAAACACAAUCAUGAUGUACCCGCUGCGAGGAAUAGUAGCCAUGACAAUGCUGUAACAUCAACGAUGAACGGACCUUCAAGGAUUAGAUUGCAAGAAAGCAACACAAUCAGCCUUGAUCUUGGUGUUGGAAUGAAUUCUGUCGCUGAACAUCGAUACAGUGAGCAGCAACAGCUGCUGCAUCCUAACAGCAUGCAAAGCCAAGCCCAAACUAGUGUUUCCAGUUUCGAAAUGGCUCAGGUAACGCCAAUUGCUCCGUACUAUGUUCUGAACGGUGGUGUGAAUCAGUAUGGACCUAGAGGAAAUCCAAGGGAAGGCUGGAGUCUUGAAAUUCCAACGUUAAACCAUUCUUACCCGUAUCCGCAAAAUAUUGGGAGGUUAUUAACUGGUCCAUAAAUUUGUUUACAGUGAAGCCAAUGAAAUAAAAAUUUCUGUGGAUUUUUUUUCCUUGCAUUCCUAGUUGGUAGGUUAUAGCAAAUCUAGAGUCAUUACUGGAAAAUAUUGGUUGUCCUUGUAUGUUCUAGUUUACCAAGAGCUGAUCCAGGUAUUAAGUAUUAACUAUAUUGCCGGUUGCCUUUGUGUAUGACAUUUCGCUGAGCUUGAUUGCCCUGUAUAAAUAUAUGAAAGUGAUGCAGGUACCAUGUCA
Molecule: messenger RNA, 2109 nt
Organism: Tripterygium wilfordii
Lineage: Eukaryota; Viridiplantae; Streptophyta; Magnoliopsida; Celastrales; Celastraceae
Product: probable WRKY transcription factor 20
Exons: 6
Coding region: 96-1859 (587 amino acids)
Biological process (GO): regulation of DNA-templated transcription
Molecular function (GO): sequence-specific DNA binding; DNA-binding transcription factor activity
Source: RefSeq, a predicted model, not a curated record